UGUCGAUAUCGCUGUCUCGACCCGUUGCUGCCCGCGCUGCAGCAUCUGAUCGCCCCCUCCGUGGCGUGCGAUUUACUGGACAUCUUCUUCAAGAAACCGGGGACCUCGCUGUUCCAUUUCGCAUCGCCGUACGUGAUCACCCAUGUCGUGCGACGGAAGGCGCUGUUGCAUCCGACGCAGCCGCGCCCGACCUCGCCGGCCUUGCUCGCCACGAUGCUGUGGUGUGCGGCGCAGACAGCGGACGUCGGACCCUUUUAUGUGCCUGGUUCGCGGGCGAAGAUCAUCGAUGGCCUGUUUUCGUUGUCCAUGUCGUUGCUGCGCCAGAGGGAUGUCGAUGAUUGGUACCGAGUGCAUGGAGGCUGGAGACUGAUAGAUGAUUGUGUGAUGGAUCCGGACCAUAUUCAGUGGGCCGCCUCCCAUCGAACGUUUCCCGAACGCCCGAGCGUCAACGUCGACGACGUGUUUACCCUCAUACUGCUGACUAUUGUGAUCUCCGGCGGCGACUUCAAGGCUGACUGUCUGAAGUGGUGGAGCAAGACAACUCGUCUCGUCAAACUUCUACGACUGAACUGUCUUGAUCGCGGGUGGCCCGACUGCCCCGAUGACAGCGGGCAGCAAGAGUUCGCCUCUCUCGAGGCUCAGGAGGAGGAGCGCCGUGCGUUCUGGCUGACCUACUGCCUUGACCGGCACCUAGCCCUCUCCUUCAACUCGCCGCUACACAUCUACGACUCCGAGUGCCAUGUCUUCACCCCCUUGCCGGAGCGCGUUUGGGAGAACCUCGAGGCCUUUGCGCCUGAGACGCUGCCGCCGCGCAGCCUGGGUCCACCCCUCAUCAUCUCGGGCGCCGGCUUCUUCGAGUACUUCCUGCCACUGAUGGCUAUCCUGGGAGACAUCAUCGAUUUUCACCAUCGCCAGUCGCACCCGCGCAUGGCCGCCUGCGACUAUUCGCAGCCGCUGGGUAUCAUCGAGGACAUGCUGCUCCACUGUGAGCAUAGUCUCACCACGCUCCCCUUGCUGGACGCAGCCGCCGCGACGGCCUCGCCACACUGUUCAUCAAGCUCGCCGCACGAGUACGAGCUUUCCCACCUCGACUCGAACAACCCUGGUAGUAGUAGUAAUGGUGGUGCUAGCGCCACUGCUCGGGCCCAUCGAAGCAGCAUCGGCAGCAGCAUGGACCUCUCCGACCGUGGCAUCCAGCUGGUGAUCGCGUACAGCACGCACAUUUUACACGUGCUGCACGUGCUGCUGCACGGGAAAUGGGACGCCAUGUCGAUGCUGGAGGAGAACGACGACUGGAUCACCUCGCCGCGGUUCAUGAAGUGCGCGUCGCACGCCAUUGCCGCUGCCCAGUCGCUCGCCCACAUCCUUACCUUCGACCCGGAGCUGGCCUUCAUGCCAUACCUGUUCGGCAUCUACAUGCUGCACGGCAGUUUCAUCCUGCUGCUCUUUGCGGACCGCAUGCCGCAGCUCGGGCCGAACGAGUCGGUUGAGCAGGCGUGCGAGAUCAUCAUCCGGGCGCAUGAGGCGUGCGUGGUGACUUUGAGUACAGACUUUCAGAAAACCUUCCGAAAAGCUCUUCGCUCGACGCUGCUCAGUUUCCAAGGCACGAACCCAUCCGUGGACUUUUCCAAGGCCCGCCGGACGGUCUUGUCUGUUUAUCGAUGGACGAGGGGAGACCGGGGGUUAGCUUUAUAG
Molecule: messenger RNA, 1695 nt
Organism: Penicilliopsis zonata CBS 506.65
Lineage: Eukaryota; Fungi; Ascomycota; Eurotiomycetes; Eurotiales; Aspergillaceae
Exons: 3
Biological process (GO): DNA-templated transcription
Molecular function (GO): zinc ion binding; DNA binding
Source: RefSeq, a predicted model, not a curated record